Messenger RNA from Oppia nitens, 474 nucleotides. RefSeq names its product zinc finger protein 419-like. Gene Ontology annotation, cellular component: nucleus. The transcript is spliced from 4 exons. Bases 1 to 474 code for a protein of 157 amino acids. Lineage: Eukaryota; Metazoa; Arthropoda; Arachnida; Sarcoptiformes; Oppiidae. Gene Ontology annotation, biological process: regulation of transcription by RNA polymerase II. The record is from RefSeq and is a predicted model, not a curated record. Gene Ontology annotation, molecular function: DNA-binding transcription factor activity, RNA polymerase II-specific; RNA polymerase II cis-regulatory region sequence-specific DNA binding.
AUGAAAAUCACUGAUAAUAGUGACUGUUAUGACAACAACAACAACACAUCUAUGGAUAACAACAAGCAAUUCAAGUGCUUUUGGCCUAAAUGUCGGUAUUUAAAACAACAUAAACGAACUAAUCAUCUGAAUAUAAAGCCAUUCAAAUGUGAUGUCGAUAACUGUGGCAAACAAUUUGCUAUUAAAUCUCAACUUUUAAGACAUCAACGAAAACAUACAGGAAUUAAACCAUUUAAAUGUAAUGUCAAUGAAUGUAAUAAAUGUUUUUUAACGUUACGACAACAUAAACGAACUAAUCAUCUGAAUAUAAAGCCAUUCAAAUGUGAUGUCGAUAACUGUGACAAACAAUUUGCUUUUAUAUCUGAACUUUUAAAACAUCAUCGAAAACAUUCAGGAAUUAAACCAUUUAAAUCACGUAAUCGCGUUUUAUUGUUGUUAUCCACACGUGUGUCAUUGUUGUUGAUGAUGUUAUAA